This is a messenger RNA of Cinclus cinclus, 1692 nucleotides long. RefSeq names its product heat shock protein family B (small) member 8 (gene HSPB8). Lineage: Eukaryota; Metazoa; Chordata; Aves; Passeriformes; Cinclidae. Gene Ontology annotation, molecular function: protein homodimerization activity. The transcript is spliced from 3 exons. The coding region runs from base 1 to 603 and encodes 200 amino acids. Gene Ontology annotation, cellular component: protein folding chaperone complex; nucleus; cytoplasm. Gene Ontology annotation, biological process: cellular response to unfolded protein. The record is from RefSeq and is a predicted model, not a curated record.
AUGGCCGAUAGCCAGAUGCCCUUCUCCUGCCAUUAUCCCGGCAGGCGCAGCCUCCGCGACCCUUUCCGGGAGCCCGGCCUGACCUCGCGCCUGCUGGACGAUGACUUCGGCUUGUCGCCCUUCCCCGGGGACCUGACGGCAGACUGGCCCGACUGGGCUCGGCCCCGGCUCACCACCACCUGGCCGGGUCCCCUGCGCGCCGGCCUCGGCCGCACCCCCCCCAUGGCCCCCGCCUACGGCACCCACUUCGGGGGGUACCCCGAGAGCCGCAGCCCCGCACCCUUCCCCCGAGAGCCCUGGAAGGUGUGUGUCAACGUGCACAGCUUCAAACCCGAGGAGCUGACGGUCAAAACCAAGGAUGGCUACGUCGAGGUGUCAGGCAAACACGAGGAGCAGCAGGUGGAAGGAGGGAUCGUCUCCAAGAACUUCACCAAGAAAAUCCAGCUGCCAUACGAGGUGGAUCCCAUCACGGUGUUCGCCUCCUUGUCUCCGGAGGGGCUUCUGAUCAUCGAGGCGCCCCAGAUCCCCCCCUACCAGCAGUACGGCGAGGGCAGCGGCGGCAGCGAGAUCCCCGUCGAGAGCCAGGAGGCCACCUGCACCUGAGCAGCCACCCGCGCCCCGGCACCCCUGUCCCUUGUCCCCUUCCCCGGUCCCUGCCAGCCCCAGGUGACGGGUGCCGCUCGCAGGGAUGGCAGCACUCGCCACCCCAGGUGGAGCCGGGGCACACAGCGGCUGCCAGGCCACCACCCCGAGGGCUUGCAGCCCUCUGAGGUGCCCCUAGAGGUUUUGUGCCCACGGGGCCAAGCAGAAAGGAUGUUCCUCUUCCUUAUGGUUAUUGUUUGUUCCGAAUCGCUCGGAUGGGAUAUUUAUAACAGUAGCAAAAAAGGGCCUGUUUUGUUUUUGUUUUUUUUUUUUUCUUUAAGAUUGACAUGGAAACCUGUAGCUCUUUGUCUUUUCCUCCUCCGUGAGUUUUUUUUUUUUUUUUUUUAAAACUACAUCUCUGCGAAGGACACGCAUCCAGCGGUGGAGCUUGUUGGUGUGGCCUCCAUCCUGAGAAACAGUCCGUGUGCUUUGAACCUUGGUUUUGGGUUUUGGUGUUGGUUUUUUGUUGUUUUUUUUUGUUUUUUUUUUCCUUAUUUCCAAAGAGAAUUUGUGCUUUUACUUGUCAGACCUGAGGAAUAAAACCCAGUUGAUGUUCUUAGCCUUUGCUUGUCUGGGCUGAUCCAGUGGGGUGGGUAUAUGGCUGUGGGAGGGUGGUGGGGAGGAGGGGAAUGUUACAGUGUGCCACCUCCCAGCUUGGCACAGGGCUUCCCCAUGAAGGCAAGGACAAGAGAGAUGUGCAGGGAUGCCUGCACUGCUGGGGGAAUUCCAAAUCCCAGCUAACACUGUGCUGGGAAGGCAUUGGGCCGGGCAAGGACCAUGGGCUCAUCCUGUCCUUAGCUCCUCAGGGAGCUGAAAAUGUUCUUCCUGCAUGGGGAGGCUGUGAGUUGGAAAAGUUGGGUUUGCUCCAUCCCCAUUUCCAUCUCACCGUGCCAGCUCCCCACCUGCAGAUCCACGGGAAGCACUUCCCAGUGGAAUGGCAAAUGGUUUCUGCUGGGUUCUGGGCACAGCCUUAAAACCAUUCCUGGGGCAAAGCACCAUUUGCUAAACCCCUCCAGUGCCUGGGCUUAGCAAAGCCAAGGAAAUUUUCCA